AUGGAGAAUGAUUCGCGCCCCUCCAGCCCGCAACCUGGGCAGGACGCUGCUUCCCCACAAACAGACAGAAGGAAGUCCGGCCGGAUGACGCGAAAGCCUGAAUUAUUCUCUCAGAGUUAUGGCGCCAAUGAGGGAGCCGCCGCAGGUGGCUCUAAACGCAAGCGUACUACCCCUGGUGACGAUGAGGAUGAGAACGAGAACGCGUCUGAGUCCGGAAGUGACGAGUCCAACGAUGAUGAACCCGACGAAGAAGAACUAAAGGAAAAAAGACGUGCUGCGCGCAAGGCGUCCUCCAAGAAAGCAACGUCUGGAACCAAAGGAAAGCUCAAAUCCCGGAGUUCAAAGAAACCGAAGGUAGCAAGCAAUGGAAUCGGGAGUCAGUUGGCUUUCCGGCCUGCUACAACCAAUGGAAAGAAGACUGUUUCGCGCUCACGAAAAUUACAAACACGACCCAGCCUGGCUGCUGGGGAAAAGGGUCUCUACGCGGAGGUCUUCAGUAAAAGUCGUAGUGCCGACACCACCGCAGCGGAAUGGCUUACUUCGUAUCAGAAUGACCAAAGCGCGGCUGUGCGUGAGAUGGUUAUCUUUAUCCUUCGAUGCGCAGGAACAACCCUCCAGAUAGAUGAUGCCGAUAUUCAAAAUGUCGACCAUGCACCAAGGCGAGUGGAGGAUCUGGCUUUUCAAUAUCACUCUUUGGGAUUUUCUGAAUACCCCCUGAUAUCAAAGUCACGGACUUUCAGGAAUUUCAAACCUGUUCUGGAGGACUUCUUCAGCACCUUGAUCCAAACCUUGCAUCAUUCUUCGGUCCUGUACAGAGACCAGAAUCUCUUCGAGAAUAUCCAGAUAUGGCUCUCUGCCUUCUCAAUUUCGAAUUGUCGCCCUUUCAGGCAUACCUCGACCGUCAUUGCCUUAGCAAUGAUGAGCACUUUCUGUGAUGUUGCUCGGGAGCUAAUGACUUCCGUUUCUACCUCCCGGAAACAACUUGAGAGUGAGAAGAGGAAAAAAUCUGUCAAUAAAGGAAGAGUUGAUGCUAUCCAGUCGGCUAUUCAAGAGGGUGACAAAAAGCUGGAACUCGUAGACGACAUCCUCAAAGACGGCGUCAAUAUAUUCUUUGUCCAUCGCUAUCGAGACGUCGACCCCACUAUACGUGCUCUGUGCAUGUCUGCUCUAGGCCAAUGGAUGCGCACCUAUCGUGAUUAUUUUUUUGAAGGACAGUUUCUCCGAUACUUCGGCUGGAUCCUCUCCGAUCCUGUAGCUCAUACGCGCGCUGUUGUCAUCGAACAACUUCGCCACCUAUAUGAGAACAAGGAUAAUCUUGCUGUCUUACGCACGUUCGAUGAUCGUUUCCGCCCAAGAGUGGUGGAAAUGGCUGCUCAAGAUGCCGACCUUGGAGUUCGUGCCUCGGCAAUUGAAUUGGUCGACCUCAUUCGGAAUGCCGGCUUAAUUAAGCCCGAAGAUAUUGAUGUUGUUGGGAGACUAAUAUUCGACCUGGAACCCAAGGUCCGAAAAGCAGCUGGUCGUUUCUUUGUCGCCAACGUCCAAGACUCGUUCGACUCCGCAAUUGAGGAGGUUGCCGAUGAAGUAAAUGAAAUGUUUGGUGACGAAGACGAAGACGAUUUCGAGUCUCCCAAGCGCUCUUGGAUUAAAUUUAAAUGUUUGACUGAUAUGCUUCAAGCAUACGACGAGCCAGAGAAUGAGUUCGACCCUGAUCGUCCGGUCACCGCAACCCGAGAUGCUCUUUCGGGUGCGUCUGUAGAUUCGCGAUUUGUCCUGGCUACAGAGUCAAUAUACCCACAUUUCAAGGAACUGUCUCAAUGGCAGUCUCUGGCUGGGUAUAUUCUUUACGAUCACUCUCAGACUGCCGAUGACCCCAGUGAGGACGAUACCGCGGGUGUGGUCAGAAAGCUAUACAAGAUGGAAGAAGGGCAGGAAGUAAUCCUCCUGGAGGUGCUAUGCUGCGCCGUUAAACUGCGUAUUCUCGAAGUAGCCAAGUCCGAUAUUGACAGAAGGGGCCGAAAAGUUAAGGCAUUGACCGACAAGGUCCCCGAACUCCAAGAGGAAAUUGCGCAUAGUCUUGCGCAGAUCAUACCGCAGCUGCUGAAUAAGUUCGGCUCUGUCCCAGAAGCCGCGUCGUCCGUCCUGCGACUGGAACAUCUGGUCGAUCUUGACAAGAUCCAGGAUAUGCAGAAGGAUGCUACUGCCUACACGUCGCUGUUGAAUGACAUCAAUAAACAGUUCCUGACGCAUUCUGACCAAGACGUGCUGGCCGAGGCGAGUGUGGCGUUCCUCCAUGCGAAGAGCUCUGAUGACAUGCGGGAAGCAUUGGAAAACAAGGUCCAAGAGCUGUGGGAUGACAUGAUGGAUACACUCAAGACGCUCUCCCAAAAGAAAGAAGCCGUGGAGGGCAGCUCAAUACCCACCGCGACUCUCAAUGAGCUUACCAAUACGGUAACAAGGAUUUCCAACCUCGCAAGUGUAACCGACUGCGUGCAGGUCUUGGAGAGUACACCUUCUCGACCAAAAGGCAAAACGAAAGAUAUCUCGGAGAUCCCUUUUAACACCCUCAUGCAUCUAGCAAAGCGAGGCCUGCGAGAGGACGAGGACGAUGAAGAUACUGCAAGUGCUGAAAGCGAGCUAGUUAUCAGCAGCAUCAGGACGCUACUAUUCUACUUUAUGUGGAAGGUUCAGUCUUUGACGACAUCCCUGAGCGCCGGGAAAGCGGCUUUCAACACUGCCUACUUCGAGGUCCUAACUAAGAGCCGCGAGACAUUCGUCGCAACCCUUGUUGCUAUCAUGCAACAGCGUCCGAGCUUAGAUGAUGUACAGUUUGCAGCGACUACAACUCUUCUGGAUCUGCAGACAUUAUUUGGGACUCUGCGCCAUGCGGGACAGAAUACAAGCAAUGAUGAAGACGUCAUCCUCCAAACCCAGAGUUUGGUCCACGAAAUUGGGCCAGAUGCGCAGACGCUAAUCACAAAAAUCCAUGGCACAGCCGAGCGUACCUAUGCCAAACUGCGCAAAUCAAUGGAUCCUGAAGAAGGGGAUGAACCUGCUUCCGACUCUGAUGUGGAAAGAGAGCCUUCGGAUGAUGAGGACGAAGAGUCCGACAGUGAAACGGCAGCCCAUGAGCGCCUGCGAUCCAGCAUCAUCGCCGAACAACGGUUGUGCGAGUUGACAGGCAAAAUCGUCCUCGCCAUCAUCGGACGUAUUAUUGACGCCUCUGGGUCACAGCAGGGCCGAUUGAAGAAAGCAUUAUUGAGACGCAAGGGUCGUUUGGGCCCCAACUAUCGCGAGGUCGUGUCCUUCCUUGUGGAUCGUAAGGCUAAAGGUAGUACUCGGAGCGCCCAGCCCAGACAAAAGCAAUCCACUGCUAAGAGCAUGCCCAAAAAUCAAUCCCGUGGAAGCAAGCGUUCAGGUGCUUCCAAGUCGUCCGAACUUGUAGAUUUGGAGGAUGACGAAGGUGAAAAUGGACAUUCCCCUAUCGAGGAUGAUGACGACGAAGAUCUACGAGCCAGGGACCUUCUCGAGGAUGAUAUCGUUGAUCCAGAAAACGACGAAGCAGAGAAUCAUGCAGCGCCCGAUCCCGACGAUGAUGAAGUGAUGGGCGAUUGA
Aspergillus tanneri is the source of this 3612-nucleotide messenger RNA. Its product is annotated as cohesin subunit IRR1. Gene Ontology annotation, cellular component: nucleus; chromatin; cohesin complex. Gene Ontology annotation, molecular function: chromatin binding. The record is from RefSeq and is a predicted model, not a curated record. The coding region runs from base 1 to 3612 and encodes 1203 amino acids. Lineage: Eukaryota; Fungi; Ascomycota; Eurotiomycetes; Eurotiales; Aspergillaceae. The transcript has 2 exons. Gene Ontology annotation, biological process: sister chromatid cohesion.